Cimex lectularius (bed bug) is the source of this 1102-nucleotide messenger RNA. Its product is annotated as zinc finger CCHC domain-containing protein 24-like. Lineage: Eukaryota; Metazoa; Arthropoda; Insecta; Hemiptera; Cimicidae. The coding region runs from base 16 to 672 and encodes 218 amino acids. Gene Ontology annotation, molecular function: nucleic acid binding; zinc ion binding. The record is from RefSeq and is a predicted model, not a curated record. The transcript is spliced from 6 exons.
UUGGAGGCGCCCCAAAUGAAAAGUGGAGGUGGGCGCAGGGAAUCCGGCCGCCGCUGUUCAGUGACAGCCAUGCCCGCCCGCUAUCAGGACAUCUCCCAGCCUCCAGCGUUAUUCAUGUACCACCCGGAAGCCAUCCCGGGUAAACUACUGACCGCUGGAUGGAAUGGAUAUGGAGGAGCCAGUCCUGGAGCGGGAUACACCAAAUUUCACCUGUCGGCCCUUGCAUCGUUGGGGGACGCAAAUAUAGGAGACCUGAGCGAAGCGUUGAACGAACUGUGCUUAUCGGAUAAAGGAUACAAGCAACCCCCUGCGACAUACCUCUGUCAUCUAUGCUUCAGCAAAGGACACUACAUCAAGGACUGCCCCAUGGCAAGACCAAAAGGGGAAGGAUUGACACCAUAUCAGGGAAAGAAAAGAUGCUUCGGUGAAUACAAAUGCCCCAAAUGCAAAAGAAAAUGGAUGUCUGGCAACAGUUGGGCAAAUAUGGGCCAACAGUGUAUCAAAUGCCACAUAAAUGUUUACCCUCACAAACAGAGGCCACUGGAAAAACCUGAUGGGCUUGAUGUUUCGGAUCAAUCGAAAGUCCAUCCUCAGCAUCUCUGCGAAAAGUGCCAACAGCUUGGAUUUUACUGCAGGCGGGAUCAUCCUCCUCCAAGACUAUCAUAUCCUUAGCUAAAUGAUUAUCCACAAUUAAGUUGCCAUGCUGGAAAAUAAAUAUUUCAGACAAACACUCAUCAUAUGAAAAAGCCAGACAAUAUUCAGCAAACAAAUGUGAUAUAAUUACCUUAAUCUUUAUCGAAAAUAUAAUUCACAGAAAAGAUUAUGUUUGUAUAAAAUUUGAAAGUAUUUUGUGUAAAUUUGUACGCAAUAUGUUUGUAUAUAAAGGGAAUAAUGGACACUGGAAUUAAAGAUCAUUUUAAGUUGUUGUUAGUAUGUUGUAAAAGUUCUUCAUCGCAGAUUAAAUAAAGUACAAAUUUGAAAUGAUGGAAUAUUGUAAGCAGCAUUGUGAGCAUAUUGCCCUCAGCUGUUUGAAAUAAUUAAUUAAUGGAAUUAAUUACAAUUAGCUGCUAUUUAUUUAAGAAAUGAUUUAAGACAAUUAAAU